Sphaeramia orbicularis (orbiculate cardinalfish) is the source of this 1644-nucleotide messenger RNA. RefSeq names its product tyrosyl-tRNA synthetase 2, mitochondrial (gene yars2). Bases 1 to 1443 code for a protein of 480 amino acids. The transcript is spliced from 5 exons. Gene Ontology annotation, biological process: tyrosyl-tRNA aminoacylation. Gene Ontology annotation, cellular component: mitochondrion; cytosol. Gene Ontology annotation, molecular function: ATP binding; RNA binding; tyrosine-tRNA ligase activity. The record is from RefSeq and is a predicted model, not a curated record. Lineage: Eukaryota; Metazoa; Chordata; Actinopteri; Kurtiformes; Apogonidae.
AUGGCCGCCUCCAUAGUAAGAACCUACCGACAUUUAUCACGGCAUGGGUCCUGUAUUCUCUCAAAAAGAACACAUCUGUACCCAGGUUUCAGGUCUAAAUUCCACAGCUCUGCUUCUGUCCACAGUGAGCUACUCUCCAGUCUACACAAACGCGGUAUCCUUAAGGACUCUUUCCCGGAGGACGCGGCUCAGGACGCUCUUCCCCGGCUGCUCCAGGCUGCUCCUCAGACCGUGUACUGCGGCUUCGACCCCACAGCCGACAGCCUCCAUGUAGGGAACCUGCUCGCUAUUAUCGGCCUGCUUCACUUCCGCGGUGCCGGGCAUCAUGUCCUGGCUGUACUCGGUGGGGCCACGGCGCAGAUAGGUGACCCGAGUGGGAAAACGAGCGAGAGAGAACGGUUGAGCGCGCGCUCCGUGGAGACGAACACACACAGCAUCCGCGAGAGCAUCCACAGGGUUUUCGCCAACCACGAGCUGUACUUCCACGACGGUUCUAGACCUCUGGGCACGGUGACGGUACUGAACAACCUGAGCUGGUACAAGGACCGGGACGUGGUGGGGUUUCUGUCCGAGGCCGGCAGACACUUCAGGAUGGGCACCAUGCUCAGCCGGCACAGCGUCCAGUCCAGGCUGAAGAGCACAGAGGGUAUGAGCCUGACCGAGUUCACCUACCAAGUGUUCCAGGCAUAUGACUUCUACCACCUCCACCAGAUAUAUGGAUGCAGGAUUCAGCUGGGAGGCACCGACCAGCUGGGCAAUUUGAUGUCCGGACAUGAGUUCAUUCACAAAGUCAGUGAGGAGGAGGUGUAUGGUCUGACCAUCCCCCUGGUGACCAGCUCUGUCGGGGACAAGCUGGGGAAGACCGCUGGCAAUGCAGUGUGGCUCAACAGGGAUAAGACGUCUCCUUUUGAACUCUACCAGUUCUUCGUCAGACAGCCAGAUGCAUGUAUAGAAAGGUACUUGAAGCUGUUUACCUUCCUGCCUCUGGCGGAGGUGGAGAGGCUGAUGGAGCAGCAAAGGGAGGAUCCAGGAAAACGCCUCGCACAUAAACGGCUGGCUGCAGAGGUGACAAAACUGGUGCAUGGAAAGGAGGGCCUCGAGAGCGCGAAAAGAUGCACUGAUGCGCUGUACCACAGCAGUGUCCAGGCUUUGGAGGAAAUGAGUGAUGAGGAGUUGCAGGAGCUCUUCAGGGAGGCCCCCUUCCAUGAGCUGCUGUUGGAGCCCGGAACCACUGUGAUAGACGCCUGCCGUAAAAUCAACGCCAUCCCAGAAGGGCCCAGAGGGUAUCGGAUGGUUUCAGAGGGAGCCGUGCACAUCAACCACAGGCGGACCGACAACCCAGAGAAAGUUCUAAUCCCUAAAGUCCACAUUCUAUCUAACGGCCUCUCCUUGCUUAGAGUGGGCAAGAAAAACUUCUACAUCAUCAAGUGGCUCAGCCUCUGAGGCCUUGUGCUCUCCCAAGGGACCAGUUUACUAUGAACGACUGAGUAGGAAGGUAGGGUCACUGAGGACGCAUGGAUGGACUGACAAUUUGGAAAAUAUUCAGUUUUGCCAUUGUUUAAGCUAUAACCUUCUUUUGUAAAUAUGUAUAUGUACAGAUGUGACAUUUAUGUAAAGCUAUGGUAUUAAAAGCAUUUCUUAUGA